Messenger RNA from Oryzias latipes (Japanese medaka), 2177 nucleotides. It is a transcript of the gene avpr2aa, whose product is annotated as arginine vasopressin receptor 2a, duplicate a. Gene Ontology annotation, cellular component: plasma membrane. Gene Ontology annotation, biological process: regulation of systemic arterial blood pressure by vasopressin; cellular response to hormone stimulus; G protein-coupled receptor signaling pathway. The record is from RefSeq and is marked provisional. Gene Ontology annotation, molecular function: vasopressin receptor activity; peptide binding. NCBI's taxonomy places the organism in Eukaryota, Metazoa, Chordata, Actinopteri, Beloniformes, Adrianichthyidae.
CUGGUGGUGUUGAAGGCACGGCACGUUGAAAAAGCCCAUGGAGAUGCAGAAGGACUUGGCACACGCAUCACUUUUAAAUGGAUUAUAUUAAAAUCAUGUAAUACGGACGUCUCUAAAGGUUUUUUUUGCAGACCUUGCAUAACUUUUGGGAAGCAAAAGAAAAAGUUGCCAGGCUUUUUUUUCAUUCAGACAUGGAAGCACUACUAUGAAGUGGAUGUCUUUGGAAAAAUGUCAAUCAAAAAUCCCAAGACACUGAAGUAAAUAUCAGAGGCAGAGGAAAGGACAGACAUGUGAAAGGCUACCAUGCACUGACAACAAGGAAUGGAAAGCAUCAAUGUGGAGAGAGACUGGGACGGUUUAAGCCUUUCAUCACUGAACAGCGCAGACAGAAACAACUCUUCCUCCUUUUUCGUGUCUGACCUGAACUCCUUCAACGGUUCUCACAGUGGAGGAUCCCUGUUUGGGAUCUUUGCAGAAAAUGGCUCCAACACUACUCCUCACGCCCUGCCCCAGCCCAGGAUAAGGGACCUGACCCUGGCUCGAGCUGAGAUUGCAGUUCUCGGCAUAGUGCUGGCCCUCACCACUCUUGGGAACAGCUUUGUCUUGUGGGUGCUUUUGAGGAGAAGGAAACACAAUGCACCUAUGCACCUGUUCAUGGUGAACCUGUGUGUGGCCGACCUGGUGGUGGCACUGUUUCAGGUUCUUCCCCAGUUGAUAUGGGACAUUACGGAACGUUUUCAGGGGCCGGACUUUCUCUGCCGAUCCGUCAAGUAUUUACAAAUUGUGGGGAUGUUCGCCUCGUCUUAUAUGAUAGUCGCCAUGACGGUGGACCGGCACCGUGCCAUCUGUUGCCCCUUGCAGGCCUACCGUGUCGGGGCAAUGUCCCGCUGGAACACCCCAGUCAUGGUGGCCUGGGUGCUGGCACUAGUGCUCAGCAUACCUCAGGUGUUCAUCUUCUCUCGAUCUGAAGUGGCUCCUGGAGAGUUCGAGUGCUGGGGACACUUCACAGAGCCGUGGGGGCUCAAAGCCUACGUCACCUGGAUGACCAUGGCUGUGUUCCUGCUGCCUGCCCUCAUCAUUACCAUCUGCCAGAUAAGGAUUUUCCGGGAGAUUCACAACAACAUUUACCUGAAGUCAGAAAGGACGGUGAUGGCUGAGGUAAAGAAGAGUGACAUCCUGCUUCGCUUCCACGGCUUCAAGAAGGAGGAAGAGCGUGCCAAGGAGACACAGACUUCCAGAGAAGCAGCAAUGGAUGAGAGUGAAGGGCAACUCUUGAGGGGUGUAAAUAAUAAUCCUCACAAUAACAGUAAUAGUGCUCAAGUGGGGGAGUGUUAUGACUGUGCACCAUCUGCUCUCCAGUAUAGUAGCUGUUGUGGUGAACGCAUGACAACAACAUCGCCAAUCCAGCAGCAAACGCUGCAUAACUCCGAUUUCCAGGAGCCCCACACCAACUCCCCUCGCUGCUCCCUUGAAUAUGCCCCCCCCCACUCUCCAGCCACCCCACCUCCAAGCAUCACUAAGGCCAUGUCCAAGACGAUCAGAAUGACGCUUGUCAUCGUGUUGGUGUACACAAUCUGCUGGUCACCGUUCUUCAUAGUCCAGCUGUGGGCAGCCUGGGAUCCCAACCCUCCAGACCAAGGAGUGGCCUUCACCAUCCUGAUGCUGCUGGCCAGUCUGAACUCGUGCACUAACCCUUGGAUAUACACAGCUUUUUCCAGCAGUGUGUCCAGAGAGCUUCAGAACCUUCUACACUGCCGGUCACGACUUGGCCGAAGGGGUUCCCUGCACGAUGACUCUACUACCACACACACCUUCACCACCAAGGACAACCUAUACUGACAAGCUCACGAGAUGGAAACAUUCACACCUCUCAAAAAUGAAUGGGUGUAGACCCAUCUGAUUCAGGGACGCGUUGCUACCACCCCACCAUUGAUAGGAUCCAGGCAAAAGAACAGACUGACCUCCAGCAGAUGUUUUAUGGGAACAAAGGACAGCUGUUCUGUCAGCAGGACAUCUCUGUUUACCCAAAUGCUUCACCCUAGCAGUGAGGGAAGUUGUCAUUGAAGAUGACAACACCCUGCGCAGUGCAGCAAAAAGGAGAUUUGCACUGCUGUACUUGAAGCUGUACCUUCAGAACUACACAGUCAAAUCAGAGCAGGAGAAAUGCAAGACAUCUC